AUGCCACUCAAAGACAUCCUGCACAGACACGGCAAAGACCAGAGUCAAGACAACAACAACAACACAUUAUCUCCUCAAGAAUUCACCUUCAUCCGAACAGACACCCACACUCAGGAAAUCAUCACCCCUUCUACCCUCAACACCUCCAUCGCGAACACUGCUGCAAUAGGAGGACCAGAAGAAACCCAAUCCCCAACAACACCCACAACCCCCCGCCGCAAAUCAUUCUUCCGGCGCCGCUCACACGUCUCUUCUUCCGAGAAUCUUGCUUCCCCCCCUGGAGGAAAUCAUCACAGCCGCAAGUCUCUCUCCCGCAGCGGCAGUACAAGCUCGGUAAACAUACCGGCUGAUCUGCCGCAAAUCGAUGCGGAGAAUGUAAUCGAUGAGCAAGAACGAGAAGCGCAGUGGGAGAAACGGGCUACGAGGCUUGUGCAGGGGAAUCCGCGGAUUGGGGGAGGUGUUUCGCCUGACCGAGUUUCGCAGAGUGCCGGCACUGGUGGUGCUGGUGCUGGUGCUGGUGCUGGUGCGGUAAAUUUUUCGUAUUUGCAGCCUAAUCAAGGCCAGCAGAGGUCGAGGAGUAGAAGUACUAGUUCGGGUGUUUCGGAGCCGCAGGCUGAUAUUAAUAUACAAGAAGCGAUUCGGCUUCAUGAGAAUGGGGAACUCGAAAAAUCGACACAACUAUUCGGCAUCCUCGCUGACCCCAACGGCUCCAAUAAUGCCAUAGCCCAAGUCCUCUACGGCCUCGCACUUCGCCAUGGCUGGGGUUGUCCCCCCGACCUUCCCAAAGCCGUAACCUAUCUAUCUGCCGCUGCCGCCAACUCAGCCUCCAUCGAAACCCUUGCCCUCGAAGCUGGUCUCAAAAAGGGCGGCGCCGCAAAGGGCGAACUCGUGCUCGCAAUCUACGAGCUUGCGAACUGCUUUCGAAAUGGUUGGGGCAUCGAGAAGGAUCCCGUUGCGGCGAGAUUGUAUUAUGAGACUGCGGCUAAUUUAGGGGAUACGGAUGCUAUGAAUGAGUGUGCGUGGUGUUAUUUGGAGGGGUUUGGGGGGAAGAAGGAUAAGUUUACGGCGGCGAAGUAUUAUCGGCUCGCUGAGCAGAAUGGGAAUAAAACGCUGGGUAAUUCUUGGAUUUGGAAAGAUAAAUACAAUCCCAAAUAA
Talaromyces amestolkiae is the source of this 1155-nucleotide messenger RNA. RefSeq lists its product as uncharacterized. Bases 1 to 1155 code for a protein of 384 amino acids. Gene Ontology annotation, molecular function: protein binding. The record is from RefSeq and is a predicted model, not a curated record. Lineage: Eukaryota; Fungi; Ascomycota; Eurotiomycetes; Eurotiales; Trichocomaceae. The transcript has 7 exons.